AGAACCGUACGGGGGGAACUGGAUUGAACCCAGCCAAACGCGGGACAAGGACAAGCCCCAAUCUCCCCAAAACCAAAAAUCCUCUCCUUUUCUUUUUCAGAGAAGAAAAGAAACGUAAAGAAGAGAACAGCCGAACCCAGCCCACCCCAUAGACACACACACGCGGCCCCUUUCUUCCUCUUCCUUUCUCCCGCCCCCACCUCCAUUUUUUUUUAUAUUUAUAAACACAGUAUCCACCAUCGCCGUCAUAUCUGAUAUUUUCAGGGGGUGGGGAAUCUUGUUCAUAUAUAUAUAUAUAUAAAUAUCUAUAUAUUUUUUUUAUAUAUAUAACACAUUUUCGAUUGACCUGGUUGAAACCUAAAUCUUCAACAAGAGAAGGGUUACCCAGGAGGGAGAGGUUGAGUCAGAGAGAGAGAAUGUCGAAGAAGAAAGUAUGUGGGAAUACUAUGACCCUCAAGGACUUCCAUGGUGGCUCUAUCCCAACUGAUCUUCCUCUCCCUUCUGCUCCUGGUGUAAUCGUUAGGCCUUCGGAUCGUCCUGGUUACGAUCGAUCGGCUUCGUGGGGUAACCAGAUGGGUCGGUCCGAUCACCGGAGUUCCCGUCCUCACACUUCUCCAGCCAUGAGGAAUUUCGAUGACAAAUCCCCUUUUCUCACUCAUACUUCACAUAUCGGCAGGAACUUUGAUGAGGAUGAGCGCAAGCCCCUUGAUGGGGUUUCUGCUCCGCGGAGGACUAUUAGUGAUGAUAGCAUUCGAGUGGCCCCAAGCCGUACGGAGCUGAAGCAAGAGUCUGCAUCCGCUGGAGGAGGUUCCUGGAGUCGACAGGGAUUGACUCCGAAUUCGCAAGCGCCGAGUGGGACUGUCAAUUCAUAUUCGGGGAGGGUGUCUGAGACGACCCACGGGGGCGUGCCUUAUCAGAAUUUAGAUACCAAUGUCGGGCAUGGUGUUGGUGGGACUUAUCCGAAUGCAUGGGCAGCGAGGAAAGAGGCUGCAGGUGGUCAUGAGAGGCAACAAUCUACGUGGUCUGCUCCAAUGGCUGUUUCUAAGUUGGCUCAUGCCAGUGCGCUCGAAAAGGUUUCUUCCGGAAGAUGGCAGUCUAAGCCUUCUACAAAUAAUCAGACAGAUGCUGAGCUUAUGAGAUUGUCUGAAACAGAAAGUGGUUUACACACCAAGGGAUAUGGUAAUAAUGCCUAUAACAAGACAGACGCAGUUGCUGGCAUAGAAAGUUAUGAUACAACCUUAGCCAGGCAUGCUGAUAGGGGACUUAAUAUUGAAGAUAAUGUUCAGGGUGGUAGGAAGGAAAAUCCUGAUUAUGAGCGGGCCAGAACUCCUAUUAAUUCAGAAGCAAAGGAGAAGAAUCUAACAGGUUAUAGAGACAGGGGUCAGCCAGAUCACACUAGUGGCAGACUUGGUGGAGCUGAACUGCAGACCCAAAUACAUUUAGAACCUUCAGAGCGGCCCAAGUUGAAGUUACUUCCGAGAACGAAGCCACUUGAAACUUUGGAGCCUUAUGGUGUGGAUAAUAUUCAGGGCAUUCAACAGGCGGCUGAAUAUAUUCAUGCUGAUAUUUUUAAUGAGCCUCAUGGAAAUUUGAACUCUUCAAAGUCUGGUUUAGCUAGCACUGAGAUUGAGAAGCAGGCCAUAGAGCGCCCAAAGCUGAAUUUACAGCCCCGGUCGCAGUCAGUUGAACGAAUGGAGGGAACUGAAAAGGAAAGGAAUUUUUUGUUUGGUGGUGCUCGCCCACGAGAACUAGUUCUGAAGGAGAGAGGGAUUGAUGAUGUUGUUAUUAGCCACGACUUGGUUCAGCAGCCUGAAAGGGUUGAAGUUCAUGCUCCAAAGGCAGAAAGAAUUUCAGGGGGUAAUGCUAAUUCAUCACGCUACAGUGAAAGAACUGAGAUUCCUGCUGUUGAUCAAAGGACUAUAAAGAAAGGAGAGAGGAGGGAGAGGGAUCAUGAGAAGAGGGAUCACCGGACAGACAUUGCAAGAGGUGAUGCUCAGAAGAGGAACUGGCGAAGUGAUAACCGCGAGAAUCGGAGGAACAACAGAGAGAUAGAAAAGCAACCACAGCAGCCAGAACGGGCUCCAUCACCAGAAACCUGGCGCAAGCCUGUUGAGCAGCCAAAACCAACCCCUGCUGACUCUGUUGGUAUGCGAUAUGGGAAAGCAGCUUCUGCUGUUGAGCUUGCCCAAGCAUUCUCUAGAUCAUCGGCCUCCGAUCCCACUAAUGACCGACAUUCUGGCCAAAGAAGUCUUCCUGGGCGCACCCAGAUGCCUUUCUCCCGGUUGAUGAGUCCAACACAAAGGCCUCAGAUAAAUGGUUACUGAAUUAGAUUGCAUCAAUGAUUAAAUUCUUAUUGAAAAAAGCAGCCUUUGCUAGUGCCUUUACAAAAAAAAAAGUUAAGUUUCCUCAUUAAAGAUGUUUACAUUCAAAUUUCUAAUUUUUAGAAGGGAUGUUGUCUUUUUUCUUUACGCUUGCUGAUGAUAUCAAUUCGGUUUGUAUUUUUUUCGUUCUUCCUUGAGUGUUCUUCAAUAUUUAUCUCACGUUAAAAGGAAGUAAUCGUGAUUGAUAUUCGCAUAUGUAGUGAAAGCGUGAGGUAACUGUUGGGGCUUAUCUUGUUACCAAUUUUCAUACAAGCAAUUUUGCCAA
Humulus lupulus (European hop) is the source of this 2646-nucleotide messenger RNA. RefSeq lists its product as uncharacterized. The coding region runs from base 417 to 2324 and encodes 635 amino acids. The record is from RefSeq and is a predicted model, not a curated record. The transcript has 6 exons. Gene Ontology annotation, molecular function: translation initiation factor activity; mRNA binding. NCBI's taxonomy places the organism in Eukaryota, Viridiplantae, Streptophyta, Magnoliopsida, Rosales, Cannabaceae.